AUGACUGUAUGUGACUAUCGCCAAAAAUACCAAACGAUAUCCAUUGAGCUUCAAGUCCUCUUCUACUCUUUUUCUAUCCUCUUCUCCAUCAAGGCCAACUAUAUCAAUCCUCUAUUAUUGAAAACUACAAACCGCAAAAAUGUCUGCCGAUUUUCGCGUUCCCGUAACCCGGGAAAUCAUCGUCCCCCAGCCCCAACCCCUACCCGGCCUGCUCAAGAGGCGGACGAUAAGAGCCAGCUCAAGUUUUCGUCCCUUUCCAGGCCGCCGUCGAACCUGGGCACAUAUGGCUACGACUACGUGGUGGCGGUUACGCAAGAGAGCAUCAAUGCGACCAUGAUCGACUACCUGGGGAGCCUCAACACCAAUGAGGAGAACAAGCCCAUCUACCUCUGCUACGCAAGGAACCCCCUGGCCUUUACGGAACCGCCCAAGCUCAUCCCCUACGAGAAGAUCAAGGCGCUGGCCGGCGGCGUCGACCCCUUUGAAAUCCCCCUCCAAGACCGCACGCCGGAGCAGGAAGCGGCCCUGAACGCCGUGUUCCGGGCCGGGUUUGCUGUAGGGAUCAAGGCGCGCCUGGGAAAGCCAAACCACGACGACUUGCCCGACGUCGUGACGCUCAACUCGCACGCGUCCAAGGUGCGGUUCCAGCUGCUGUGCUCCGAGUUUCGAUGGAUCAAGCUCGAGUUUAAUCCGUUUGCGAUGCGGGUCGAGUACACGGGCAAAUCCCAGGACGAAGCUGACGCCCCUUGGUCCGUGGGGGCCGACGUGGAUCUGCGCCUGAGAAACGUCGAGGGCGAGGACGCGGCGGCAUUUACGUUUCUGAGCCGCGAGGCGCAGGAAAAGGUUGGCAACCUCGACACGACCGUGUACGGCGUGCAGCAGCUGCUCUUCAACCUCACGCAGACCAAGCUCAUGUCGGCCGACACGUUUGUCGGGAGGACCGACAUUGUCGACGAGGUGAUUCGCAACUACUUUAUGAACGACUACUUCGCCGCGAUGCGCGACCUCGGCGAGCCGGUGCUCGGCGCGACAUUGUACAAGCGGGAGACCAAGAAGAACGUGCCCACGCCCACCAUGACGCUCACGAGCCUCGACCUGAGCGUGUCGCCCUACGUAGAGAGGCCGGGCACGAGCCCCAUGCCCACGGCCGUGGAGCAGAAGAAGCUUUCCACCCUCAACUACCUGUGCGCGGCCGACGGCAACAAGCUGCCUCCGGAGAACCGAGCCUUUCUCUGGAACUGGGUGCCGACGGUGAACCACGUCAAGGACCACGACGGCGUCAUCGCCAUCAACAGGAACACGCUCGCCCGCUAUUUCCGCAAGGAGCUCGGCAACUACGUCUCGCAGCAAAUGUUCCAGCCCAAGGUCAAGGCGACGCUGGAGCACUCGCUGACGCUGAAGACCAAGUUCUCCGUCCAGAUGAUUGCCGGACAGCAGCCGACGCACAUCACCAUGCCGGAAACGGGGCCCAUGGUGCUCAAGUUUGAGUACGGCGCCGAGGAUAGCGACGUCGCCGGCUUGGGCGGCGACGGGGGCCAGAUCAAGAUUGCCACCUACUACACGUGCGAGGUAUGGUUCCAGGGCACGCAGAUCCGGGUCCACCAGCAGAAAUUCGUCAACGUGAAGCUGUCCAAGAUUAGCAAAAAGGCCGAGGGCAACGUCAUCGCCAGCGUCAUGACGGAAAAGUACGAUCUCGGCAUCAACAGCGUGGGACAGAUCCAAUAUAAGCGCUCCGAGGAGUGGGAUACGUCCCGCAAGACCGAGAUUGCGGAGGUGAAUGAAGUUCUAAACUCCAUUGUGGGGAUCAACGCCGUCAUCUCGCAAAUCACCGAGCAGGUGAGAGAGGUCGUCGGAUACCGUGUCGCCAACAUUCCCAUCGCCAUUGUCCAAGACUACGUUUUUCCUGGUGGGCAAGUGUUUACGUUCAAGGACGUGGCCUUUUCUGAGAAUCAGGACCUGCUCGCGUACAUUACCUAUGUCUCUCCCGAGUAA
Molecule: messenger RNA, 1992 nt
Organism: Parascedosporium putredinis
Lineage: Eukaryota; Fungi; Ascomycota; Sordariomycetes; Microascales; Microascaceae
Source: the annotation of a GenBank genome assembly